This is a messenger RNA of Telopea speciosissima, 642 nucleotides long. Its product is annotated as probable proteasome inhibitor. The coding region runs from base 44 to 406 and encodes 120 amino acids. The record is from RefSeq and is a predicted model, not a curated record. The transcript is spliced from 4 exons. Gene Ontology annotation, biological process: proteasome-mediated ubiquitin-dependent protein catabolic process. Gene Ontology annotation, molecular function: proteasome binding; endopeptidase inhibitor activity. NCBI's taxonomy places the organism in Eukaryota, Viridiplantae, Streptophyta, Magnoliopsida, Proteales, Proteaceae.
UUGAAAAUUAAUUUCUAGACACACAGACCCGAAUCAGGAAACAAUGGUCACUGCAGACUCCAUGUUGGCGUUGAUUAGGGCUUGUAGGACUUCUUUUAGAAACUCUCACGACAAAAUAGCAUUCGCUGUUCACGCUUCCUUUCUCGCCUCUGGAUGUAUUCUUGUUGCCACUGGGCUUCCUGCUUUCUCCGACACUGUUUUGUCCUCUCCUUCUACAGAUGAAGUUGGGAUGGAGUGCAACGGAAGACGCUUAUGCUUUCCUCUACAGCAAAGAGGAAAACGGUGCCAAGAAAUUGGUCUUAGUAAAAUGUUUGCGAUGGGGGUUAAAUUGAUUGUGGAUGCACUGGUCGUGGGAGGUGGAGACGAGAAACGAGUCAACCUCCAAAUCGAUGUUUUACAAGUAUGAUGGGGGAAGUGAGAGCACUAACUAUUCUGACAUGUAUAAGAAUUUUGAGGAGCUUGUGAGUAUGUUGAAUUCCAUUAUUCUGGCUAAAUUGGAUGAAUCAUCGACGUCUAACGGUUUAAGCAGGGCAAAAGCAAGUGAACAGUGGGAAGAUAAAUCGCAUGAUCAAGGGGUAGGUUUGGUUGAGCCUCGAGGCUCUCAACCAUAUCCUUCAUGGUGUUUUCUCCUGAAAUUCUGUC